Messenger RNA from Aaosphaeria arxii CBS 175.79, 801 nucleotides. RefSeq lists its product as uncharacterized. NCBI's taxonomy places the organism in Eukaryota, Fungi, Ascomycota, Dothideomycetes, Pleosporales. The transcript has a single exon. The record is from RefSeq and is a predicted model, not a curated record. Bases 218 to 619 code for a protein of 133 amino acids.
CUUGUAUCAUCUUGUCUCGUCUCAUCUCUGUCCUAUCUUAUGCCAUGUCAUGUACGAGUAUGUUGUGCUGUGCCUCUUCUCUACCGCAAGUAUCAUCCAUUCACAUUGCGUACCUCUCUUUUCUGGUCUCCCCACUCUGCUCUCCUCCGUACCUCGUUCUGUGUCACACACACACUCUCCCACUCUCCCACCCUAGCCUCUCCCAACAUCCAAUACGAUGCUCGCUCCGACUCCACCGUCAUCAUCAUCCUACUCCAUCUCCCUGCAAACUGCAAACUAUGGAUCUAGGUACCUCGUACAUACAGUACUUUGUCUGCGUCUGCGUCUGCGUCUGUUGGGGUUCGUUCCUCUUCGUGCUUCCUGCUGCUUCAUGCUUCAUGCUUCCUGCACGUCAGAGACACACGAGCAGCGCCAGGACCCGAUUCUGAGCCAGAGAACGACAACCCUUUCUCUUUCUCUUUCUCUUUCUCUUUCUCUUUCUCUUUCUCUUACCCUUUCCCUUCCGCUCCGGGUAGGUACAACACAAAGCCCAGCACUCUGUAGUCAGAUUGUGUACUAUACCAUACUGUACGACCAACAACUGCCAACCUCGAACCCAAGUACCUGUCUAUGCGUGUAGUCUAGACUAGACUAGACUAAUCAUCCAAACCAUCUUAGAGUGGAUGCGGCGGUGGUUGGCACGGUGGGUGGUACCUUGUAAGUACCUGGGUGAGUAGUUACUCGUACUACUAGUUACUACUAAACAGUGAGUAGUCAAUAACUACUUGACCCGUACCGUGAAAAGGUUAAAAAUGGUUACCA